Messenger RNA from Cyclopterus lumpus (lumpfish), 915 nucleotides. RefSeq names its product Dexi homolog (mouse) (gene dexi). Lineage: Eukaryota; Metazoa; Chordata; Actinopteri; Perciformes; Cyclopteridae. The record is from RefSeq and is a predicted model, not a curated record. The coding region runs from base 516 to 785 and encodes 89 amino acids. The transcript has a single exon.
GACUGUUUUGAUGUAGUUGGCUAAAAAUGUUAAGAGCGGACGUUUAGCUGUGAAAUCAUCCACACACGGAUGUGUUUUGUUUGUAUUCUACGUGUUUACAAGAAAACUCCAAAUAACUUAACUUAUAGAAACGUUCGCGUUUGUUCUCUACUAGCAUUGCAUGCUACUGUUUUUAGCCCCAGCCAGCUGGCAUGGCGUGAAUUCCGCAAAUCAGAAGGACCAAUGUCAAGAAUGCCUCGAGCAAGCUAACUGUAUUUGAAUACCGUCCGCCGGGUUAUUCUUAGUUAUGAACGUCACGCCCUUAAGUCCACCUGUGUUGCUGUCGUUUUCUUCGGGGACCGAACGGACGCAUUAGCACUCAAAGCUGCCUCUCAAUCACCGUUUGCCCGAUCGAGACGAGCCGAAAUGGACGCCCCAUCCCCCCAGAGAGAUUUCUAGCGGUGACACCAGCGACUCAAGUCCGCCACACAUCCUGGCCCCUGCAACGACGCGAACCGUGGCUCUCCUUCUUUUCUAUGACACACCCGAUUUAUGCCCAGCUGGAUUCGGUGGAAUCGCUGUUGGACGAACUCCCAUAUAUGUUUUAUCUGGGCCUGUUCUUUGUGAACGUCCUGAUCCUCUAUUAUGCCUUUCUGAUGGAGUACAUCGUCCUGAAUGUGGGGAUAGUGUUCCUUCCCGAGGACAUGGACCAGGCUCUGGUGGACCUCGGGGUUCUGUCCGAUCCGGCCUCUGUGCCCUAUGACAUGGACACGGAGCUGGAUGUGUUUGAGGGGUAUCUGGAGUGACACGGCGGUCCUGGAGGAAGAAAGGGAAACCUGAGGGGGUGAAGAUGGAGAACCCUCGCUGGUCAUUCAUGUGGCGAAGGAAUCCCUCAAAGCCGAUGCUGGUGCUGCUCUUCUCUCACACAGACCACAA